Acipenser ruthenus (sterlet) is the source of this 3986-nucleotide messenger RNA. Its product is annotated as transmembrane protein 87A-like. Gene Ontology annotation, biological process: retrograde transport, endosome to Golgi. Gene Ontology annotation, cellular component: membrane; Golgi apparatus. The coding region runs from base 202 to 2076 and encodes 624 amino acids. NCBI's taxonomy places the organism in Eukaryota, Metazoa, Chordata, Actinopteri, Acipenseriformes, Acipenseridae. The transcript is spliced from 20 exons. The record is from RefSeq and is a predicted model, not a curated record.
CUCAUUUCAAGAAACAGAAGAAAACGCACCUGUAUCUGUAUAUGAUUUAGGGUUAAAACUGUUGUUUGUCUUACUUUUUAUUAUUAUGAUUAUUGGGAAAAAAAAUAUACAAGUAAUAAGUUAGUAAUCAGUAACAAUGACUUGUUUUAGAAAAUAAUCACUUUUUUAGAACUGAUCCACUCAAAUGCACGUCUUAAUGCUAUGAACUACUGCGUUGGACACUUUUUAAUGCCGCUGUAUUUUCCUGUCAUUGUGUCUUUAACUACCGAUUCCAGUACUCUAGUUGACUUUUAUUUACAUACACAGCCUCAGUAUGUUUGCAGUAGACUGACGCUAGCAUCAUCCCAUAUUGCAGGUGAGCAGGUGACAUCGCUUGGACAGGUGAGCUGGCGUUUGUGGCGCUGUUGGAUUGUAAACAUGGCUGCUGUGUUGCAUUGGCUUUUACUGUUAUGGACGCUUUGCUCAAAUAUUUGUCCCGGAGUGGAAACGGCUCCAGAACCGGGUCAGUGGACAUUCACAGUCGUCAAUACCUCAAGACCACUGAUACUGAGAAAAGCCAUGUUCAUCAACACAGAUAUCUUUCUUAAAAUUCAAUCAUUCAGCUGUCCAGAGCUAGUGACAUUGACCAUCAAGUGGUAUCUAAAAUACUACCCCUGUCAUAACGAAUUUAACAACAUUGAUGAGAUGUAUGAAAAAACAUUCUCUAGUCAGGGAGAAAGUCUUGACCCAGCCCCUUUAGGUCGAGGAGAGUACAUUGAGCACACGUAUGAAAAUAUUAUUUGCCAUAAAGACCUUCAUACCUUUCCAACAUUAAACAUGAGUAAUUCCUUGCCUCGUUCAGUAUUGCCUUCUUCAGCAAGCAUGGAAGAGAAUACAAAUUCAUUGGGGAAGAGAGGAGAUGACAAGGAAACUCAAACUUUUAUUCCGCAGGAUGUUAUAGCUAAGACUUGGAGAGAUGGGCCAUAUCUAUUAGUCGUUUCUGUUAAAACACAUAAUGAGAAAGCUUAUUGGAAUUUGACAGCGCGUGUUGUUAUGAAAGACUCUCAUGGCUAUAUCUCUGUGACCGAAUGGCCUCUCAUGAUUUUUUAUAUGGUUAUGUGCAUUGUGUACAUCCUCUAUGGAAUGCUUUGGUUUCUGUGGUCAGCAUGCUACUGGAAAGACCUGCUGAGAAUCCAGUUCUGGAUCGCUGGUGUCAUAUUCCUGGGAAUGUUGGAGAAAGCAGUGUUCUGUGCAGAAUACCAGAAUACCAACAUCAUAGGAUCAGCCUCUGAAGGAUUGUUGAUCUUCGGCGAACUUAUUUCCGCACUGAAAAGGACGUUAGCACGACUGCUAGUGAUCAUUGUCAGUUUGGGAUAUGGAAUAGUCAAGCCUCGUUUGGGUACAGUCAUGCACAGAGUUGUUGGAUUGGGAGUCCUCUAUUUUCUGUUUGCAGCUAUAGAAGGCAUUUUGAGAAUAACUGGGGGUUAUAUAAAUGUUGCUACUCUAAUAUCAGAGAUGCUGUUAGCAGUACUUGAUUCUUCCUUUUUGUGGUUCAUUUUUGUCAGUCUGGCACAAACAAUUAAGACACUAAAAUUAAGGAGAAACCCAGUGAAGUUAUCACUUUACAGGCACUUUACAAAUACUUUAAUAUUUGCAAUAAUCGCUUCCAUAAUAUUUAUGAUAUGGACAACAAAGAAGUUCCGAUUAGCAGAGUGCCAGUCAGACUGGAUGGAGCUGUGGGUUGAGGAUGCUUUCUGGAGAUUUCUAUUCUCUGUUAUUCUGCUGGUCAUUAUGUUUCUGUGGAGGCCGUCUGCAAAUAAUCAGAGGUAUGCUUUCACACCUCUAAUAGAUGACUCGGACGAUGAAGAUGUUGAAGAAUUUUUGGUAUCAGAAAAUUUGGCUGAUGGCAUAAAGUUAAGAUCAUCUAAGACAGAAUCCAAUGGGACCUCGAAACCUACUACUGGCAAUCUAGAUGAGGAUUUGAAAUGGGUUGAAGAAAACAUUCCUUCGUCUCUCUCAGACAUAGCGCUUCCAGUACUUUUGGAUUCUGAUGAGGAAAUAAUGACAACCAAAUAUGAGAUGUCGAAAAUGGAGUGACUGACUUAAUUUGCUGCCGUGAACAUAUGUGUGUACUUGGUUUCCUGCUCAUCUGAGCCUAAAACCAGCAUCCAGAGGAGCUCUUCAGGGAUGGUACAACAACUGCUUGUUCAUUUUGCAGACCUUUUUGUGUGCAUAAACCAGAUACAGUCAGUUUCCAUUAUCUUAGCACAGUGGGAAUUCCACAUUUGUCGAAGUAAAACUGUGAGUGAACAGUAAGUCAUACAAAUAUGUUGGACACUUGAAAACUAAAGUAGGAACUUUUUUUACCCUCAGUAUUAUGCAUACAAAAUAAUAAAGGAAACAUUAAUUUGCCAUUUGCUGUAUAUGGGUAAUUGUUUGAUUGCAUUUUUAAUUUCCAUUGUAAAUUAAAUACAGUAUGUAUCUUUAUGCAGAAUUAAGGUCCAUUGCCUCCUACCCACAUAUUUGUUGCAAAUAUAAGAAAGAUUUAUUGAAAGUCCUUAGACAAGGAGAAGGAAAUAUACCUUUUAUUAGACCAACUAAACAAUAAUUAAUCACAAGUUUCAAGACCUCAAAGAUCUCUUCUUCAGGUGAAAGUAGAAAAGAGAGAUACCUACGUGACUGUACAUGAGGUAAACCCAGCUAGAGCCUUAAACUAUUUUUCUUGUUGUUGUUAUUUAACUUGUAUGUAGUUAUAAUCUCUUUUGGAGAAGUUUUUGUCAUACAUGACUUGUGUUUUUUUGUUUGUUGUUUUAUGAUUUAGCAACUUUAGCUGGCUUUGUACAAUCACGUGCAAGUUAAUGAAUAUGUGUACACUAAGCUUUGCUUAGAUCAUUUGUGACGGGACCUUUAUAUUAUAGCAAUAUACCGUCAGUAAUGUGCUGUGAGCAUUGCUUCAAAUUACUUUUUGAAAUUUAUAUUUUUCACUUUAUUCCUUUACAUUUUUUAUGUAAUGUGAAGUGUACUUCUGACAUCUAAAGCCUUUGUCUAUUUAUUUAACACACUUCCAUAAAAGAGCACUGCUGCAUUUUCAGGACCUAAUGAGAACUUUGUUUACAUUGGAAUAUACAAUUUAGACCAUAUAUGCUGAGCUAUUUAGUAGAGAAACUGAUAAGCAUUUCUGAUAGGUAGGACCAAGGCUGAGUGCAAGGUUUCAUAUUCCAAUGGAACGUCCGUGACUCAGCAUUGUUGUUUUUUCAAUUAUUUCCAUUAAUAAUCGUCCAUAUUAUCUUCAAUCUUUAAUGAUCAAUCGAUGGACUAAUUAAGCACCUUCACUCUGUCAUUUUAAACCUGAAAGAAAAGAAAACAGCUUUUUGCUUUUUCUUUGUCAAGAACUUCAUCCUUUCACAACGUGUUAAAAAAGAGUGCUUUAAAAUUUGCAUGGCAGUAUUGUGGAAUACUGAUACUGUAAUGUAAUGUGUGGUUUGGAGUGGCCAUACAUUAAUGCUGUAGCACUGUAAUAUUAUUUCUAAUUUGUGAGACAUUUUUAUGUGUUUUUAGUGUGAAAUGUUUAAUACUGAAAAAAAGGGCUGGCCUGAUGCCUGACUGGAAGUUAAAACCAUUACCUAACAAAAUUAACAUCUAAGACAUUCACACAUGUUUAAGACAUUAACAUAAUUUGUAUUAAUCCUUUAUUUUUGAAGAAAAGUCCUCUUAGAACACUAAAGUAUUAUUUAAAUAUAUACUUGUAUUGAAAAUGUUAGCAUAUUUUUAGUGAUUUCUAACACGGAUCUGUAACAUCCCAGUGAUAAGUGGUCUUCCUCUUCCAUAUACAUGUUUCUUGUUAAAAAAAAGACAAUAUAGCUGUUAAAACAUAACAAAAAUGAAGUAUUUUUUUUAAAGAAAAGAACUGUGAAAAUAUUAUUUAUGAAGAUGUUAAUUAUUAGACGUUUUGGUUCAUGGAAGUGUUUUACAAUAUGGAUUAAAAAAUAAAGCUGCUUAUUUUAAUU